Messenger RNA from Rosa rugosa (rugosa rose), 2945 nucleotides. RefSeq names its product glutamate receptor 2.8-like. Gene Ontology annotation, molecular function: glutamate-gated receptor activity. Bases 231 to 2942 code for a protein of 903 amino acids. The transcript is spliced from 6 exons. Gene Ontology annotation, cellular component: plasma membrane. The record is from RefSeq and is a predicted model, not a curated record. NCBI's taxonomy places the organism in Eukaryota, Viridiplantae, Streptophyta, Magnoliopsida, Rosales, Rosaceae.
GAAAAAGUGGAACAAUCUCGACACUGUCACAAACCCCAAGCAGUUCUAAAUUUGACCCUUUUCAGAGAUGAAUUUCAGUUUCAGCUCCCACAUCUUCGAUGGCACUACUCUUCUAACUUUCACCGUUGGCAAAGGCAUGGACUUACACCCCAAAUUGGGACACCUUUACUCUCCUCUUACUUUGAUUCCUCUCAGGGAGUGGAAAAAGUGGGAACGUUUAUUUGAGUUGCAUGAAGCUGGCCCUCUCAGACUUCUAUGCAUCCAAUCCUCACUACAAGACUAGGUUGGUUUUGCUCCCAAGAAACUCCAAAGGAACUGUUGUUGGUGCAGCUGCAGCAGCUGUACAUCUGAUAAACAAUGCAGAAGUCCAAGCAAUCAUAGGGCCUGGAACAUCAAUGGAGGCAAAGUUUGUUGUUAAUAUGGGAGACCAAGCUCAAGUGCCCAUUUUGACUUUUUCUGCAUCAAGUCCUUGUCUUACUUCACUUGGGAGCUCUUUCUUUUUCCGACUUACACAAAAUGACUCAAUCCAAGUGAAAGCCAUAAGUGAUAUUGUACAGAACUUUGGAUGGAGACAAGUUGUUCCCAUCUAUGAAGACACUUCUUAUGGGGAGGGAAUCAUACCGUUUCUAAUCGAUGCCUUGCAAGCAGUUGACGCUCAAGUUCCCUACAGAAGUGUAGUUUCUCAUAUAGCCACUGAUGAUCAAAUUGAAAUUGAGCUUUACAAGUUAAUGACGAGGCAAACUAGAGUCUUCAUUGUUCAUAUGAAUCUUGAUAUGUGCUCUAAGUUAUUUGCCAAGGCAAAAAAGAUUGGAAUGAUGAGUGCAGGUUAUGUUUGGAUCACAACUGGUGGGAUAUCUAAUCGUUUAAAUUCGAUGAGUUAUUCAGACCUAAAUUCCAUGGAAGGUGUAUUAGGUAUACAAACAGACAUUCAAAGAGCACCAAAGCGUAGAGACUUUAGAAAGAGGUGGGAAAUGAAAUUCCAACAAGACUAUCCAAAAUUAACCAAGGUUAAGUUGGAUGUUUAUGGAUAUCAAGCUCAUGAUGCUAUCUUUGCACUAGCUAUGGCAGUCGAACAAGUUGGACAUACAAGCAUUGAAUAUCAAAAGGCGAGUGAUUCCUUCAAGGCAACAAAUCUUGAUGCCCUUAAGGUAUCUCAGUAUGGUCAAAAACUUGUUCGAGCUCUGUCUGGUACUAAAUUUGAAGGUUUAGCUGGAGAUUUCAAUGUCGUAGAAGGGGAGCUUCAGUCAUCAACUUAUAAGAUAAUUAAUGUAAUUGGUGUUACGACCAAGGACAUUGCAUUGUGGACUCCAGAAAAAGGAAUGGUUUCAACAAACACAAGCAAAACUUGUACUAAUUCCAAGUGCAUUUUUGGAACCAUUAAAUGGCCAGGUGAUUCUUUCUCUGUUCCUAAAGGAUGGGAAAUUCCAACUAAUAGAAAGAAGUUGAGAAUAGGAGUUCCUGUCAAGGAUGGUUUCACUGAGUUUGUUAAGAUCACGAAAGAUCCUUACACUAAUACAACGGCUGUCACAGGGUUCUGUAUUGAUGUUUUCCAUGCUGCAGUGAAAUUAUUACCGUAUCAUCUUCCUCAUGAGUUCAUUCCUUAUGAAAAUUCUAGUGGCUCGAUGGCUGGGACUUAUGAUGAUUUGGUCUAUGAAGUAUUUCUUGGCAAAUUUGAUGCUGUUGUUGGAGAUACAACAAUUAGAACAAACAGAUCCUUGUAUGUUGACUUUACAAUGCCAUACACUGAAUCUAAUGUAGGAAUGGUUGUGCCAAUCAGAGACAACAAAAGCAAAAAUGCAUGGAUCUUCAUGAAGCCUUUGACAUGGGGCCUUUGGUUGACAACUUUGUGUUUCUUCAUCUUUAUUGCUUUUGUUGUUUGGGUGUUGGAACAUCGAAUUAACGAAGAUUUUCGGGGUCCUCCUUCACACCAAGUUGGAACAAGCUUUUGGUUUUCUUUCUCAACCAUGGUUUUUUCACAUAGGGAGAGAGUGGUCAGCAACUCGGCUAGAUUUGUGAUGAUUGUUUGGGUAUUUAUUAUGCUCAUAGUGACACAAAGCUACACAGCUAAUCUAUCGUCCCUAUUAACAGUCCAACAACUCCAGCCCACUGUUACUGAGUUAAAUGAUCUUUUAAGGAAUGGCGAUAUUGUCGGAUACAGCAAGAAUUCUUUUGUUCGUGAGAUCUUGAUUGGAAUGGGUUUUAAUAAUACCAGGCUCAAGGAAAUUAAUUUGGUGGAAGAUGGUGAUAAAGAACUCACAAAAGGUACUGCGAAGGGUGGUAUUGCUGCUUUUGUUGGUCAAACCCUAGGCUUGGAGAUUUUUAUUGCAAAGUACUGUUCCAAAUACAUCAUGGUUGGACCUAUCUCCAAAACUAAUGGGUUUGCCUUCGUGUUCCCUAAAGGUUCAUCUCUUGUAGCUGAUAUGUCGAGCGCAAUCCUAAAUGUGACCGAAGGAAAGAAUAUUCUAAAGAUUGAGGCCAAUUGGAUUGAGAAAGAAAGAAAUUGUCAAGACUCAAGUUCCGGCAAUAUCUCUGGCAACAGUCUUGGCCUUGAUAGCUUUUGGGGACUAUUCCUUAUUGCCGGGGUUGCUUCUGUAUUCGCUCUCAUCAUAUUUUUUACUUCCUUCCUUUACAAGCAUAAGCAUGUCUUGAUGCCCCCUGAUUCAACAGCUUCUACCUGGAGAAAGAUUCGUGCCAUAUUUGAAACUUUUGAUGAUAGAGAUGCCAGCUAUUAUACUUCUAGAAGUAGUCAACAGUCGAAAAAAUUCACUGGUGUUGGCCAUCAUGGACUGGAUGCAUCACAGGCUAGCAACUGGCCGGAAAGUCCGUUCAGCUAUACAAACCAUGGAGAUCUUGAUUCUGUAUUUGGAGGUCAACAAACACCAUCUACUGGUGGAGUAUCUCCGGAACCAGUUCCAACUAUUAAGCUUGCUAUUACUAUUUAAUGA